Messenger RNA from Botrytis deweyae, 2186 nucleotides. RefSeq lists its product as uncharacterized. The record is from RefSeq and is a predicted model, not a curated record. Lineage: Eukaryota; Fungi; Ascomycota; Leotiomycetes; Helotiales; Sclerotiniaceae. Gene Ontology annotation, molecular function: antiporter activity. Gene Ontology annotation, cellular component: endosome; trans-Golgi network; Golgi apparatus. The coding region runs from base 480 to 1676 and encodes 398 amino acids. The transcript is spliced from 5 exons.
ACCUAGGAGGUAACAUUGAAAUCACGUCGAGAACUUGGCCUCAAAUCAAAGAGGUAUUUAUAUUAUUGAGUCCCCAGUAGAUCCGAUCCAUUCACAACGACCCAAGGACAUAAGGACAUAAGGACAUAAGGACCAACUUCUCUCACUCACUUCAGUCCUUUCUUCUCUUGUCAUUUCAAUCUUUUCUCCUCUCAAUUUACUUCUUCACCUCUUCUUCAUUAUUUUAUUCUUUGGUAAAACAAUACCAAGUUCCAAUCCUUCCAAUCUUUCAAUUUCGCCUCAUAGCGCAAAAAAACUCGAUAAUCGUUCUCCAUUGGGAAUUCUAACCUUUCCGAUCGUUAUCUAGUGCUUGGCACACAGGAAAACGCGUCCAACCCUCAUUACUGCCCUUACAUCUAGAUUGUGAUCUUUCACAUUAAACAUCUCCAACACAUUUGAAGUAUCAUUGCCCCAAUUCUUCAACAACACAUCUCGCAAUCAUGACUGAAGAAAAGGUUCGAGUUUCCGGAGAGAUCUCCAGGUCGGCAGAUUCUCCCGUCCUUCCUACAGUUAAUCCUGCCGCCGAGAAAUCAGAACCUCCAAAGGCUGCUGUACACCCAGCAUUUUAUGUUAUGACAUGGAUUUUCUUCAGUUCCAGUGUUAUUCUCUUCAACAAAUGGAUCUUAUCGACCGUCGGAUUUCAUUUCCCAAUCUUCCUCACAUCAUGGCAUCUUGGAUUCGCGACUUUGAUGACGCAAAUUCUCGCACGAACGACCAAACUUCUCGAUGGACGAAAGACGGUUAAGAUGACGGGUCGUGUAUACUUGAGAGCUAUCGUGCCUAUUGGAAUCUUCUUCAGUUUGAGUUUGAUUUGCGGAAACUUGACAUAUCUCUAUCUCAGUGUUUCUUUCAUUCAAAUGCUCAAGGCUACUACUCCUGUCGCAGUCUUGCUCACCAGUUGGGCUCUGGGAGUUGCCGAACCUAACAUGAAAACGCUCUUCAACGUCUCCUUCAUUGUUAUCGGUGUCGUCAUCGCAUCCAUUGGAGAAAUUGACUUUGUGGUCAUUGGUGUUCUUUUCCAAAUUGGAGGUAUCAUCUUUGAGGCUAUUCGAAUUGUCAUGGUUCAAAGACUUCUCAGCUCUGCCGAGUUCAAGAUGGACCCAUUGGUAUCCCUUUACUAUUUCGCUCCAGUUUGUGCCAUCAUGAACUUCUGCGUCGCACUUUUCUGGGAAAUUCCAACCAUGACCAUGGGCGAUUUCUACAAUGUUGGAUUCUGGACUCUUUUGGCCAAUGCGAUGUGCGCAUUCAUGUUGAACGUUUCCGUUGUAUUCUUGAUUGGCAAAACGUCCGUUCUCAUCUUCACUCUCUGCGGUGUUUUGAAAGAUAUUCUCCUCGUCUGUCUUUCCGUCAUCAUCUGGGGAACUUUCAUUACCCCACUCCAAUGCUUCGGAUAUACUAUUGCUCUCGGUGGAAUGGUUUGGUUCAAGCUUGGCGCUGAAAAGAUCAAGGGUUAUCUUGCAGAAGGUGGACGCCAAUGGGCAGAUCUCGGUUCCCGUCGACCAGUUCUCCGCAAAGUUAUCGUCUUUGGUCUUAUUAUUACCACCAUUUUCACUCUCCUCGGUGGAUUUGCACCCUCAUACGAUAUCCACGCAAGCGAAUAUAUUAAUGCCGCUAAAAACGCCGUUGGAAGCUCGUAAAGUGUUUCUUUGUUAAACACCUUGCCGAAGCAUAUUUCUUUUCGCUUCGGUAAUGGAUAAGAAAAGUUUGGGGUAUAUCAUUCUAUUGUAAACCAUAUACCAUAUGAUGUGGUUCAAUGGGUUGGAUCAAUUGAACCAUGAGAUGUCUUUCAAAAGUACAUACUAGACGCCCCUGCAUAUUGUGCUCUUAUGCCAUUAUACAAGUAGCUUAGUUAGCUCGGUCUGGCACUAGCGUUAUUAUUUUCUUUGCGAUACUUGAUACGAAUUUUCUUCUUGAUAAUUCUUUUUACAGAAGCGGGCAUGAUGUUUUACAAUAUCAUGUUUGACAUGAAAGAUAGUAUCGUUAAUAGACGAAUGAAUGGUCUGGUUUGGGGAAUGCACGGAUAUGCAUGCAUUCAUGUAUAAAAUGGGGACGGUGUAUGAUUUUCUAGGUUGAUUGUGUGAAUAGCAAUGUGUGAAUAGCAAAUAUGUUAGAAGAUCACUAUAGAAUUAAAGUUAUAUACAUAUAUA